Molecule: messenger RNA, 588 nt
Organism: Parnassius mnemosyne (clouded apollo)
Lineage: Eukaryota; Metazoa; Arthropoda; Insecta; Lepidoptera; Papilionidae
Source: the annotation of a GenBank genome assembly
AUGGAAACUAAAGUGCAGAAACAAAUUAUCGAUUAUUUUUCAACUUUUGAAGAAUUUCAUAAUACAUCCAAAACGUGUUUGAAAUCUUGCCAAAACUGCGCAGUAUCUAUUAAUAAACUUAUUCAGCGCUGUAACAACAUUAAGCAAGCGGAUCUUUCUGGUACGCCAUUAGAAGACUUUGUUGAUCUUCGGAAUAAAUUGGCAACAUAUCUACAUAACCUCAUCUCGAAGGAAAUCUAUGAUAUUCGAAGUAAGGCACUGGUAAUUGAAGACUCUUUUGAUAAACUUUGUAACAAAGGUAACACCCUUAAAGAAAGUUGUAAAGGAAUAGAUUUUUCUGAACAGAGCUUACUUGUUAAGGGGACCCCGCUUCAACCCCCUCUAAAACAACUAUUAAAUUUUGUUGAUGAAACAAUAACAUAUGGAAGUGAAUUUUGUGCGCAUAUAGAAACAUCAUUAAAUGUUCUUGCACUCAGAGGCCUUAACAGUGACUCACAAGUAGACAAUUUUAAAAUCUCUUCUAAGUGGCAAAGGCGUGUUGGAGAAAUUUUAGCUUACACAUCGUUUUGUUCUGAAAAUCAAAUUUAG